AUGAAUUCACUAAAGAAAUCUGGACUGAUCAAUCCAUCAUCUGUAACUGCACACAUCCAACAUCAACCCACAACUACAAAGGCAUCGGCUCAUACUGCACUUGAUCAUGCACUUAAAUCCCACAAACUACAGGAACAGUACAAAAAAGAAGAGUUGUUUUGUCGAAUGAAACUAUCCGAAUAUCGUACUAUGGUGCAAGAACGAGACCAAUUAAGACAGGAUCUCGACAAGAUUCAUCAGCAUAUCCAAAAAAGCAUUACACUAGAUCAGCUUUCUAUCCAAAAUGCUAAACAACUUUUAGAAUUAGAUCGAUAUCCAAAUCUCCCCAUAGGCGAUCUUGCCUUGUAUGUAAAUAACGCAUUAAGCGAUUUAGAUGUACAGAUAUCUGAUGCAACUCUCCAGCACCACAUUCAGUCCAAAGUACAUCGACUUUAUCGUAAAAAGAAAUGGAAACAUCGACAAAAAACCAAACUGCAUCACAAAAAGUUGAACGACAAAGCAACGGAUACAUUCAAGUCAGAUCAACUUGAAUCUGAUUCAACAUCACAAACUACUACUCUAUAUCAAAACAUAAAUUCAAAAAGCAUCAGCCGUUCCACGAUUGAUCGCAAAUGCAAUGACUUGAAGAAGCAGUGCGAUGAUGUCAAGAAUAAGUUAAAGGUGAUUGAGAAUUUGCUUGAAUUGUCAAACAGUCGACCAUUACAAGAUGAAUCUUGCAAUAAUACAAAAACUGGAUCAGCAUCUACUAAAAAACUGCAGCCAAUCAAAGAUUCGACCGAAAAACGAAUAAAACAAUUGCAUCAAAUCUUGACUCUAGCACGUCAAUUCAUCUUCACUGCAUCCCAAAGUUCCUAUGCACAACCAACUCGAUCUGCUUUUAAAUCAACACUCAAGAAAAAAACGAAUAGCCAGUUUUUUGGUCAGGCGCAGCUGUCUUUUAAAAAUUUGAUACAUAUACGGUAA
Batrachochytrium dendrobatidis JAM81 is the source of this 963-nucleotide messenger RNA. RefSeq lists its product as uncharacterized. The record is from RefSeq and is a predicted model, not a curated record. The transcript is spliced from 2 exons. Lineage: Eukaryota; Fungi; Chytridiomycota; Chytridiomycetes; Rhizophydiales. Bases 1 to 963 code for a protein of 320 amino acids.